CAGAGAGAGCACAUGGCUUCCUACAGAUUGUAGCUGACACCCGGCAUUAGCUUGCUCCCUUCCCGCUGAGAAUUUAGAUGGGAUGUGAAGGCUGAAUUAAUCACCUCCUCUCUCCCAUUUGGGGGAGUUCUCCUCCUGAUUUUUAUUUGAUCUUUCUCCAGCACAUUUUUUUGGUUUGCUCUUCCUUUUUCCAUCCCUUUUUGAGGUUUCUGUCUCUAUCACGGCAGGUGACGCGAUGCCACGUGAGACUAAGGAGCAAAAUUCUCAUCAAGAAGAUGCUGAGCAAGUAGAAUCACACGGUGCAUUAUCGCAAAGAUCAGCAGGGAAUGUGACCACAAUUCAUGAGCAGGGAAACUCCUGCGAGAUUCAGCACAGAACAGAGAGAGAGCAGGGAAACCAGCCAGGGGAGAAAUCGGGUACUUUAAUUUACUGUUGGGGAACUCAGAAGGACCUCAUGGAAACUACAGCCCAGCAGGAAAUCCCCAGGGGAAAGAGAAAAAAUACAUGCAGUGAGUGCGGGAAAACCUUAAGUUGCUGCUCAGCCCUUAUUAGACAUCAGAGAAUCCACACCGGUGAGAAGCCUUAUGAAUGCAGCGAGUGUGGGAAAACCUUCGCUCAGAACUCAAACCUCACUACUCAUCGGAGGAUCCACACGGGGGAGAAACCCUACGAAUGCGGCGAGUGCGGGAAAAGAUUCACUCAGAGCUCAGAACUUACAGCGCAUCACAGAAGCCACACGGGUGAGAGACCCUAUGAAUGCGGCGAGUGCGGGCAAAGAUUCACUCAGAACUCAGCACUUACAGUGCAUCACAGAAUCCACACGGGAGAGAAACCCUACGAAUGCGGCGAGUGUGGGAAAACCUUCGUUCGGAGCUCAGAACUUACAGUGCAUCACAGAAACCACACGGGUGAGAGACCCUAUGAAUGCGGUGAGUGUGGGAAAACCUUCGCUCGGAGCUCAGACCUGACGAUGCAUCAGAGAAUCCACACAAGAGAGAGACCCUGUGAAUGCAGCGAGUGUGGGACAAAUUUCAGUGGCAGCUCGGCCUUUCUUCAACAUCAGAGAAUCCAUGUUUGCCACGAAUGCGGGAAAACCUUCGCUCAGAGCUCAGUCCUGACUACGCACCAGAGAAUCCACACAGGGGACAGGCCCUACAAAUGCAGCGAGUGCGGGAAAACCUUCGCUCACAGCUCAAACUUCAUUCAGCAUCAGAGAAUCCACACGGAGGAGAAACCUUACAAGUGUGGUGAGUGCGGGAGAGGCUUCACUCAGCGCUCGAGCCUCCCUACGCAUCAGCUAAUCCACACGAAGGAAAAGCCCUACGGAUGCUUUGAGUGCGGGAAAGACUUCACUAACCGAUCAGGCCUUGUUAACCAUCAGCGAACCCACACAGGGGAGAAACCGUAUGAAUGCCUUGAGUGCGGGAAAAGCUUCGCUCACAGCUCAGCCCUCAUCGUACAUUGGAGAAUCCACACAGGGGAGAGGCCCUAUGAAUGCCGUGAGUGUGGGAAAAGCUUCUAUAGCAGCUCAGCCCUUUCUACACAUCAGAAAACCCACACAGGAGAGAAGCCCUAUGAAUGCUGUGAGUGCGGGAAAUGCUUCGCUAGCAGCUCAGCCCUUUCUACACAUCAGAAAACCCACACAGGAGAGAAGCCCUACGAAUGCCGGGAGUGUGGGAAGAGCUUCGCUAGCAGCUCACAGUUUUGUGAACAUCAGAGAAUGCACACAGGGGAGCGGCCCUAUAGAUGCCGUGAGUGCGGGAAAAGCUACAUUAGCAGCUCAGCCCUUCGUCACCAUCAGAGAAUCCACACAGGAGAGAGGCCCUAUAGAUGCCGUGAGUGCGGGAAAAGCUACCUUGGCAGCUCAGCCCUUCAUUACCAUCAGAGAAUCCACACAGGGGAGAGGCCCUAUAGAUGCCUUGAGUGUGGGGAAAGCUACAUUAGCAGCUCAGCCCUUUGUUACCAUCAGAGAAUCCACACAGGGGAGAGGCCCUAUAGAUGCCAUGAGUGCGGGAAAAGCUAUAGUAGCAGCUCAGCCCUUCGUUACCAUCAGAGAAUCCACACAGGCGAGCGGCCCUAUCAGUGUUGUGAGUGUGGGAAAAGCUUCACCCAGAGCUCAGAACUUUCGACACAUCAGACAAUGCACACGGCAGAGACACCCUCCGAAGGCCGUGAUGAGUGCGGGAAAGCCUUUAGUUGCUGCUCAGCCCUUAUUAAACACCAGAGAAUCCACACGGGUGAGAAACCUUAUGAAUGCAGCAAGUGCGGGAAAACCUUCACGCAGAACUCAAACCUCAUUAGACAUCAGAGGAUCCACACGGGGGAGAAACCCUACGAGUGCGGCGAGUGCAGGAAAAGCUUCACUCACAACUCAAACCUUCUUGUCCACCAGAGACUCCACACGGGGGAGAAACCCUACCGAUGCGGCGAGUGCGGGAAAAGAUUCACCCACAGCUCAGAACUUACCACGCACCAGAGAAUCCACACCGGGGAGAAGCCCUAUCGGUGCUGCGAGUGCGGGAAACGCUUCACGGCCAGCUCGGCACUCAUUACGCACCAGAGAAUCCACACCGGGGAGAAGCCCUAUCGGUGCUGCGAGUGCGGGAAAAGCUUCGCUGUCUGCUCAGCGCUCAUUACGCACCAUAGAGUCCACACAGGAGAGAGACCCUAUGAAUGCUGCCAGUGUGGGACAAACUUCAGUGACAGCUCAGCCUUCCUUCAGCACCAGCGAAUCCACACGGGAGAGAGACCCUACGUAUGCUGCGAGUGCGGGAAAAGCUUCACUCGCAGCUCAGAUCUGACUACGCAUCAGAGGAUCCACACGGGAGAGAGGCCCUACGAGUGCGGCGAGUGCGGGAAAAGCUUCACUCAGAACUCAAACCUCAUCGCGCACCAGAGAAUCCACGCAGCCGAGAAGCCCUACGGAUGCGUCGAGUGCGGGAAAAGCUUCACGCGGAGCUCAAACCUCAUCGCGCAUCGGAGGAUCCACACAAAGGAAAAGCCCUAUGAAUGCUGUGAGUGCGGGAAAAGCUUCACCGACAACUCGGCUCUUAUCACGCAUCAGAGGAUCCACACGGGGGAGAAACCCUACGGAUGCCGCGAGUGCGGGAAAACCUUCACUCAGAGCUCAAACCUCAUCGCACAUCGGAGGAUCCACACGGGGGAGAGGCCCUAUGAAUGCCGCGAGUGCGGGAAAAGCUUCACUCAGAGCUCACAACUUUCUACGCAUCAGAGAAUCCACACGGCAGAGACACCCUCCAAAUGCUAAAAGAACAGGAGGCCUUGUGGCACCUCAGAGACUAACAAAUUUAUUUGAGCAUAAGCUUUCCUGGGCCAGAGCAGGAACCGUCCCCAUCCCGGUGCCAGUGGUAAGCCCAUAAAGCCAGAGGAAGAACUGCAGCUAACAGCCACCCCCCCCACCCCCGGCAG
Molecule: messenger RNA, 3429 nt
Organism: Mauremys mutica (yellowpond turtle)
Lineage: Eukaryota; Metazoa; Chordata; Testudines; Geoemydidae
Product: zinc finger protein 883-like
Exons: 2
Coding region: 236-3268 (1010 amino acids)
Biological process (GO): regulation of transcription by RNA polymerase II
Molecular function (GO): DNA-binding transcription factor activity, RNA polymerase II-specific; RNA polymerase II cis-regulatory region sequence-specific DNA binding
Source: RefSeq, a predicted model, not a curated record